Uranotaenia lowii is the source of this 5679-nucleotide messenger RNA. RefSeq names its product hemicentin-1-like. The record is from RefSeq and is a predicted model, not a curated record. NCBI's taxonomy places the organism in Eukaryota, Metazoa, Arthropoda, Insecta, Diptera, Culicidae. The coding region runs from base 594 to 5585 and encodes 1663 amino acids. The transcript is spliced from 20 exons.
GUCGUCGUCAGUCUGUCAGAGUCAGUGUCUCGCGAAGAACGUGUGCAAAGUUUCUUGGAUCCCCUUGGCUUACUUAGCUAGGCUUGGGGCCCGCAGUCGUUUGUCCGCACAGGUUGUCAGUGUGAAUCUCUGUAUCUUUAGCCAAUAGGGAAAAAAAACAGAGAGGAAGAAGAAAUCUAGAGCAUGCUUUGCAGCCGACGUCGACUAGGAAAGAGGAUCUGAGCACAGCACCGUAGCAGGCGUAGCGAGCAGAAGAAAAAUAAUAGUAAACUAGGAUAAAAAAGUGAGAAUUAGCAUUCCUUUUCUCGAGCAGCGCGCCUACUUGGGUGAUGAUGAUGGUGAUGGGGCCAAAAAUUGGUUGCUGCUCUGGAGCUAUUUGAGCGCUGAUUGAAUUAGUGAAUUAUGUAAGAGUGAAUUGAAUCGUGGCAGCAGAAGCAGUGAAGUAGAAAAAAGUUUAAGUAAAAAAAAAUAAGCCAAAGCACGAUACCGAAGCCGAAGAAAGCAAGGAAGAAGAAGAAAACGUCAAACCAAAUGAAUUUAUAGAUGUAUUUUUUGUCUGUUACCAAAUAUUUGAAAAGUAAGAGUUAUUAGAUAUGAAUAGUAUUGUUAUUAUCAGUUUAUGGAUAUUAUUACAACUUAACAAAGUUUUAUGUCAAGAUGAGACGGUGUCGGUGCUGAGGAGCGAGAAGGUAGAACUGACAUGCCCGAUAGACAUCGCAACCUGCGGCGAGCUGCACUCGCUCAAAUGGUUCAAGGGCACCGAUCGCAUCGCGGUCGUUUCCGGUGACGGCGAGGUGGCCAAGGUCGAGGGCAGCUACAACGAUCGACUCUCGCUGUCCCACGAGGCCCAGAGCAGCCGGCUCAUCUUCAAGAACGUGGAAAUCUCCGACGAAGAUACAUAUCUGUGUGAAACCACAUUUUUAGAGCCGUCCGAGUUGUGUGAAAACUCGGGCGCUUAUAGUAUAGCACUAAAUGUUUACGCCAUUCCCUCUGUAAUAGCACUUCAGGAUGGCAGUAGGAAUAGUAUUAAGAACGGGUCCCAUAUCGGGCCAAUGCGGGAGGGUCAGGAUCUGCAAGUCGUUUGCGAAGUUUACGGCGCCCGUCCAGUACCUGUGAUAAGUUGGCAUCGGUCGGGAGGAGUUGUGAGAGAUUCCCAACAAGUGGAGGACCACAACGGACUGUACACGGUCAAGUCGACCUUAUCACUGACCCUCUCGCGGCAAGAGCUCGGCGCCACCUACACCUGUCGCGUCGAGAUGAAAGAGUUGCAGCUGGUUGUGGAUAAUCUUUUUCAUAUCGAUUUACAAGUGAGACCAACAAAGAUCAAUAUAUCUGGUGUGAAACAUCACACCGUACAAGGAACCAAAGUUUUACUUCAAUGUCAGGUGAGCGGAGCCCGACCGGCUGCCAACAUGACGUGGUACAACUCGUCCCGGCUGAUAUCGGACGAAACGAACGAGAUCACCAGCAUCAGCACGAAAACGUAUUUACAAAACGACGGCACAUUCGAGACCAUCAGUCAGAUGAUUUUUACCGCAACCCGCUUCGAGAACGGUGCAUCGAUUCGCUGUGAGGCAGACAACAUUGUGAUGCGUGAGGACGGCGACCGGCCACUGCACGAUACCCUCACGCUCGAGGUCAUGUAUCCACCGGUGGUUUCGGUUAAGCCGGACAACAUCACCGUCAACGAGACGAAGGAUUUUCUCAUGUUCUGCGAUUACGAGGCCAACCCGGCGUCCCUGGAAAUCGUCAAAUGGUUCCGGAAUGGACAGGAGAUCAAGCUCGGAGGGGGAGCUCAUCGAUACGAAGGGGGCAAUCCGGAGCAAACGGCCCUGCUGAUCAAAAACUCGACCCGCUUCGACAUCGGAACCUACACGUGCGAGCUGUCCAACUCGAUCGGGUCCGACGUGUCCGAUAACGAGAUUUAUGUCGAUGUUCUGUACAAACCCACCGUAUCGCUGAACAUGGAACCCAACACUCCGGUGGUGGAAAACGAACAGGCUAACAUAACGCUGCUGUGUAAUAUCGAGGACGGCAAUCCGUUGAUCCUUUCGAAGGUACGAUGGUUCUUGGAUGGUGAAUUCUUGAAAGAACUCCCCGAAUGCGAUGGCGAGGGCUUGGGAGACGAGAAUUUGUGCGAGGUGGAUCCAACGAAGAUGCUGUUGCAGAACGUGGGUCGCGAAUUCAUCGGAAACUACUCCUGCGAGGGAUUCAAUGUGGCCGGUUGGGGCGACACCAGCGAUGACAAUCCGUUGGAUAUUUACUAUGAACCGGGGAAUGCUACACUUGCCUUUUACCCUCAGAUUGGUAUCAAGAGGAGAAGUGUGACUUUCAACUGUACGGUUGAGGAUCGAGGCAAUCCCAUUGCCACUAGGUAUCGGUGGCUAAGGGGUGGAAAACCGGUAAUGGAUGUGGUGACUCCCACCUGGACUGUUGAUCCAGUUGGAUUGGACUCGAGGACGAACUUUUCUUGUUAUGCGUAUAACGAUGGUGGCGAGGGAAAUGCGGCUGUGGUGGCUUUAGAUGUUCAUGCCCCACCUGCGUUUAUCCAGAAGCUGAAUCCUUAUACGGGAGCACUGUUUGCGACUAGCAAUAUUUCAUUGACUUGUCGAGUCGAGUGCGUCCCACUGUGUAAGGUUUCCUGGUUCAAAGAUGGAGUUGGAAUUGAGAAUAGUGACGAGCGAUACUUUAUCCGAUGGGAGUAUAGACCCGCAGACCCGGCAACCGGAGACUUCGAAAGUGUUCAUUCUGUUUUGCACUUCAACAUGUCCGCUUGGCCCGGUGGUAUGCUGGAUCGCAUCCGUGACAGCUCCAACUACUCGUGUGUAUCGUCGAACAACUCGGCAGGGCCCGGAGUCCGGAGCACAACCUACUUCGGAGUGGAAUAUCCACCGGAAAACACAACCCUUACAACGCCGGCCAUCUCCGUUGAGGAAGGGAAAAUUCCGCCCCGAAUUGUUUGCUCAUCCCGGGCUUACCCGGAACCGACCUUCGUCUGGACCCGGAACGGAAAUGUUAUUUCCCGGGGAAGCGCUCUGUCGGUGAAUAACGUUAUGGAACGAUCGGAUGCCGGAAUUUACACAUGCACAGCGUCCAACAAACACGGAAACCACAGCACCGAUGCCGUUAUCGAUAUUCAUUAUAAGCCCACGUGCACCAUCGUGCGGAAAGAGGUGAAAGAUGAGGACCUGCUGAUAUGCACCGCCAUCGGCAGCCCCAAGGAGUCGGAAUUCGAGUGGAGUCUCAAGUACGAGAACGAUACCCUGCAGAAUCACAAAACAAGAGGCGACGCGUACGAGAGUGUGCUGAUACUGGAUAACGACGUGUCUGCGAUGCGAACCUAUGUCUGUGUGGCCAGCAACAGCGUCGGACUGGGUAUCCCGUGUGAGAUUGAAGUGGCCGGUUAUGUGGCAUGGUGGCUGAAGGGCGACAUCCUUACGCCGUACAUUCUGAUAGCAGCUGUGGCCGCCCUCCUUCUGGCCGUGAUACUCAUCUGCAUCAUCAUCAUUUGCAUCUGCCGGCGCAAGAGAAGGCAGGACAAGUCAUCCAUCCACAUUGAAGAUAUCGAAGAUGCCGAGUUUUCGUUCAUGAAGAACCAAAGGUCCCCGAAAGCGGAACCGGACGCAUCGGAAAAUAUCCAACAGUAUGACAAAACUGUUCGGUGGAGAAUUCGCCGCUUCUUCGAGAAGCGAAACAGUAUCGAUCUGCUGAAACUGUCGACCCAGAAUGUUAUUACUUAUGUUAAAAAGCCUCAAAUCCCCACCUCGCACACCGCCAAAGAAUCGCCGCAAACAGGCGAUGAUAGAAAUGAGAAUGUACCGUCAGCUGGUGCAGAUGUGAUAGUUACUGGAGAGUCAUCUACUGCUGGAGGAUCCCAAAUCGAACCAGGCGAAUAUGAGAACCUUCCUUUCCAUGGGCUACAAACUCCCCCAAAAAAGGCCAUGCUAGUUAAGAACAGUCUCGCGCCAGCAGUGAAAUGCCCUAACAAGUCGCUAACACCAUCCUGUUUCCCGACCCAUCCGUACAAUUACAUCAACUACCAGCAACGAGACAGUAAUGGUACCCUGAAGCAUCCACCGAAUUCGGACCUUUCCUCCUAUAACACUAGCCAAUCGACCAUGCUCACUAACCAAAGCAAUAUGUCUUCGCUGUCCAAUAGCCAGGAUUCACCCAGCAUCAACAACAGCAACACUAACCCUUACCUUAGCAAGACUGCCGAGCGGAAGAAACCUUCGGCCCAGCUUCAGCAGCUCCUUCUAGACAACAGUGACAGCUUAUCGACCCACAGCUUCUCAUCUGGAAAGUCACUGAAACGCCCGCCUGUUGGCAAUUCGAUUGCUGGAGAAAACAAGAAACUCAUCGAUCUGGAGACGGUGACUCCGUUGUACGAAAAUCUCACUGAUUCUAUUCAAAUACACGAAUCUCCCAUGAGUGGAAGUGCUACAACGGGUGGAAUCGGCAGCAAAUUCGCUCUCGAUAAUCACGAGAGAUACAAAAUCAGCUUGGGUCGCAAAUCUCGUAAAUCUAGUAGCCGGUCAAACAGCGCCGUUUCUAAUAGUUACUACGAUUGCAUCAAACCCAUUCCGGCUCCGAGGCACCGGAAGUAUGCUUCUACUAAUUCGCUAAUCUCCAAAAACAUCCAGAUGUACAGCAAGCAGCUCGAUCCAAUCUACAUGAAUCUCCCCAUCAGUUCGGGAUAUGAAACCGACCCCAGAUCAACCGACGAAUUCACUUCAAGCAAUGAGUACCCUUCUUCGUUCGAUAACCACUAUUUCGAGAUCACCCAACACCAGACACGUAUACUGAUACCGAAGGAACUCUUCCCCGUAGAUAGAAGCAAUCAGGCCAAGAUCAAUCAGAUGAUCAAGAAAAAUCUGGCCUCAUCCAAUCGACGUCAUAUUAAACUGCCUUUACAAAAACAUCAUAGCUUUAAUUUCCAAUCAUCCCAAACGGUGGAGGCGACCGUACGCGAUCUCAAGAUCAAAUCACACUCGAUAAACUCGAAAACCCUGCGAGAUUAUCGCAACAGUAGCAAUACCAGCAACAGUAUCAACAACAACAACAUGAAUAGUAGCAGCAAUUUUAUCAGUAGCAAUAGCAACAACAGCAGCAGCAAGUUCCCAACUAGCUCCACGAAUCCCUUCUUGAACAACAACAACAGUAGCGCAUUGUCCAGUAUUAGCGGCAGCAGCACCACCGGUAGCAGCAGUCGUCGUUCGAUCGCAGCAGCCCGAGCCCACACUACGCUUGCCACGGCAACGCUUGCUACGGUGCGCCAACACCCGAGUCGAUCGCAAAGUGAAGACGACAGCAGUAGUGACCCCGAGGCAAAUCAGCUAAAACAAAAGCAACAACAACAACAUCAUCAUCACCAUCACAAACAUCACGGAGGCGGCGGCAAACAUCAUCACAGCCUACUAGGAUCGGCUACGUUGGCCGUCGGCACGUCGUCCUCGCUGACCGGCGUCAAAUCUAACAACAGCACCGUUUACAAGUAUGAAACUAACUCGAUAGCCUUCAAACCUAUCACUCCUGUGCCAACGAGUACUUCAGCAAUAACUAACUCUAAAAAAAUCAUCGGUUAAAAUAAUAUGUGUAAAUGAUAAAAUUUGCUAUUAUAAAUAAUGAUGAAUGAGAAAACAACUGAUACUACUGAGUAAGAAACAAAAAAAAAACAAA